This is a messenger RNA of Quercus lobata, 656 nucleotides long. Its product is annotated as SAUR-like auxin-responsive protein family. Lineage: Eukaryota; Viridiplantae; Streptophyta; Magnoliopsida; Fagales; Fagaceae. The record is from RefSeq and is a predicted model, not a curated record. Bases 9 to 422 code for a protein of 137 amino acids. The transcript has a single exon. Gene Ontology annotation, biological process: response to auxin.
GAGGUUUAAUGUCUUUAAAGAAGAAUAGGGAUGAGAGAAAUAAAGCCUUGGUGAUGCUCAGGCUCUUCAAUGUUCUCAUUGAAAAACUACAGAAGAGUAUCUCAGUCUCGGCACCUAGAGAACCUGAUCAAUUAAAAAAAGCACUAGAAGCAGCAGCAGUGGUGCCAGAUGAUGUAACUGAAGGACAUUUUGCUGUUUUCGCAAUCAAGGGUGAGGAAACAAAGAGGUUUGUUGUUGAACUGGACUACUUAACUAACCCUGCAUUCUUGAGAUUACUGGAGCAGGCUAAGGAAGAAUAUGGCUUCAGUCAAAAAGGAGCUCUUUCAGUCCCUUGUCGACCUGCGGAAUUGCAGAAGAUUAUCGAUGACAAAAUGGAGAAGAGCACUGGUGCUGGAUUGUGUCUUACCAGUAUAAAGUGUUAGGAGAGUAAACAGAUGUUAAUGUUUUCUGUUAUUAGUAAUUGCCUUUUCUAGGAUAGUUUUUCCGAGUUAAUAACCUAUGUUACACUGUCAUAUGCAGCUGAGAUGUGUUACUUACCUAAUUCCUACUUGUUUCUCAUUAUAGCAUUGGGUAGUAACAAUACUUGUGGCAGGAAAAAAUGUCAGUAUCUAUGCAAUUUCUUUGGCCAUGGCUAUUUUGGGAGGGUUGUUUAGUUG